AUUUCAUUUUAGUAACUAUGGUAAUAAUUUACUUAAACGAACUGUCAACUUCGUUUAUAACCAAGAUAUCUCGUUUCGAAUAUAAAUUGUAAUUUUUCUUGGAUUAUUCGUACUAAUUCCACCUCAAAAAUGGCUUUACACGUCCCCAAAGCACCGGGAUUCACUUCAAUGUUAAAAGAUGGAGCCCGGUAUUAUUCUGGAUUAGAAGAAGCUGUUUUUCGUAAUAUUACCGCAUGUAAAGAGUUCGCUCAUAGCGUACGUUCCACUUAUGGUCCAAAUGGUAUGAAUAAAAUGGUAAUAAAUCAUUUAGAGAAGCACUUUGUUACAUCGGAUGCAGCAACAAUUAUGCGCGAGCUUGAAAUUGAACACCCCGCCGCUAAAUUAAUGAUUCUUGGUAGUGAAAUGCAAGAUUCUGAAGUGGGUGAUGGUACCAAUUUUGUCGUUAUCUUGGCCGGUGCUCUUUUAGAAGCAGCCGAAGAAUUAUUGAGGUUAGGAGUAACACCGGGAGAGGUUGCCGAUGGUUAUGAGAAAGCUUUAGAAAAAUGUUUAGAAAUCCUCCCAUCAUUAGUUUGUCAGGAAAUUAAAGAUUAUCGUAACGUUGACGAUGUUAAAAAAGGAAUUUUAACUUCGAUCCAAUCAAAACAAUACGGAAAUGAAGAUUUUCUAGCUGAGUUAGUAGCAAAAGCCUGCGUGUCAAUAAUGCCCGAAAUAACAACAUUUAAUGUUGAUAAUAUCCGAGUUUGUAAAAUUCUUGGAUCUGGUUUGCAAUCGUCGAAAGUGAUUCAAGGAAUGGUUUUUAAACGAGAUGUUGAAGGUGAUAUCCAACAAAUGUUGAAUGCUAAAGUGGUUGUUUACAGUUGUGCUGUGGAUAUUCUACAAACGGAAACUAAAGGAACAGUAUUGAUUAAAAAUGCUGAUGAAUUAAUGAAUUUUAGUAGAGGAGAAGAAAAUCUUCUCGAAUUACAAAUUAAGGCUAUCGCCGAUGCUGGAGCCAAAGUUGUCGUUGCGGGGGCGAAGUUUGGUGAUAUGGCUUUACACUACAUUAAUAAAUAUAAAAUGAUGGCUGUACGGUUAAAUUCGAAAUUUGAUUUGAGAAGAUUAAGUAGAACUGUUGGGGCUACGGUUCUACCUCGAUUAACUCCUCCAAAUUCCGAAGAAAUGGGGCUUUGUGAUAAUGUAGCUGUUGAAGAGUUGGGUGACACAACAGUUGUUAUUUUUCGAAAUGAAGGGAAAGAGAGCCGAAUUGCUACCAUUGUCGUAAGAGGAGCUACUGAUAAUUACAUGGAUGAUAUUGAAAGAGCUAUUGAUGAUGGGGUUAAUACUUUUAAAGGAAUUUCUAGAGAUGGAAAAUUUGUAGCUGGAGCUGGAGCUUGUGAAAUUGAAUUAUCACAUCAAUUAUCUCAAUAUGCUGAUACUUUACCCGGUUUGGAUCAAUACGCUGUUAGGAAAUUUGCAACAGCUUUAGAAGCUUUUCCUAAAUCGUUGGCUGAUAAUAGUGGACAAAAAUCUACUUUGAUUUUAAGUAAACUUUUGGAAGCACAUCAGAAAGGGAAAAAGAAUGUGGGUGUUGAUAUUGAAUCUGAUAACGCGGUUUGUGAUGCAGUCGAAAAAGGGAUUUUGGAUCUAUAUGUUUGCAAAUAUUGGGGACUCAAAUACGCCGUUGGGGCCGCUUCCACCAUCUUAAGAGUUGACCAGAUUAUCGUGGCCAAACGAUCCGGCGGACCCAAACCAAGGAAAGCCGCCGAUAGCGAUGAUGAACAAUAAAAAUUUAAAUUAUUUCAGUUUCAAUUUCGUUUAGUUAGCUUUAAUUAACAUUUUUAUAAUGUGUAAUUUGCGAUUAAUUCAUAUCCUUUUUAUUUUGUACUUCACAUCCAUUUGUUUUUUGCUAAUAAACUCAUCAAUAACUUA
Molecule: messenger RNA, 1908 nt
Organism: Onthophagus taurus
Lineage: Eukaryota; Metazoa; Arthropoda; Insecta; Coleoptera; Scarabaeidae
Gene: CCT8
Product: Chaperonin containing TCP1 subunit 8
Biological process (GO): protein folding
Molecular function (GO): ATP binding; ATP hydrolysis activity; ATP-dependent protein folding chaperone
Source: RefSeq, a predicted model, not a curated record